AUGAAAGCUUUAAUAGUAGUUACUUAAUUGUAUGUCGUGAUUUGUGGUAAGUUUAUCUAUUACUGAGAGUAGAAUGGGAAGUUUACAAGCAUGAAUUAUAUGACGUGGCAUCAAGUAGUGAUUGGAUAGGUUUAAAUUCUGAUUCAACUCUGAGUUCUUUAACAACAAUAGACUCAAAUAUAUGCACUUCAGUUUCAUCAGUAUAUAUGGUAGGUGGUAAGGAUAAGAUAUGGAGAAGGAUUUUAAUGCCAACAAAUAGAAAGUUUUCAGCAAUUAGAAUUGAAUUAGACUUAUAUUAUAUUGAUGUUUGGGAUAAUACUAGAACAAUUAUAUAUUUGAAUAAUGAGAUCAUUUAUGAUAAUACAUAUAAAUCUUAUUUAACAACUCCAUAGGUUAUUUAUUGUUAAACAUUUUCAAUCCCAAAUACUAAUAGUGAUUAUUUAGAUAAAAUAGCUCAUAGUUAAGAAUUUACAGCAAAUUAAAUUAAUAUAGAAAUAGUUAAGUUAGGAUUACCAAUUACUAGAAUAUUUGCAUUAUCAAAUUUUUAUUUGUAUGUUUAAUUCUGUGACAAAUACUGUGACGUAUGUGAUAUAAAUGGAAUUUGUUUAAAAUGUGAAAAUAAUAAAGAUCCAAAAAAUGGAAACUGUUAAUUUAUUAGUUAAAAAGAAUUUUAACUGUAUAACCCUGAUUUAUAAUGGGUAGUUAAGUGUCCAUUAGGAUAUAUACCAGAUUUAAAUAGUAUGUGUUAAUUAGGAACAACAACAGUAUUAUUUGAAGAUUUGUAGAGUAAUUUUGCAUCUUAUUUAUUUUCUUUAAAUAAGGAUAAAUAUUAUUCAGAUAAAAAUGAUAAUAAUUAUAGAAUAAUGGAAAUAAAUGGUGAAAAGAUUGCAGGACCAUUUAUGUAUAAUGAAUAAUUAAUUUAUUCACCUUUGUCUAUAAUAUCAAAUUCCUUAACUUUAGUGAGAUUUCGAUUAUAUUUUCUACAUUAUAAUUAAUCAUAAUAAGUAGGAGGUAGAAUCAAUUUGAAAUUUAAUGGAUUUAAAGUAUUAGAGAUGAGUGACUAUGAUGAAGUUCUUCUAUUAUCUAAUGUAGGUAAAGCAAUAGGAAAUAAUCAUAAUUAAUGUCAAUUUGCAAAUUAUUAACGUUGUUCUUAUAGAGAUAUAUAAUUUAUAAUGAAUCUAAAUUAUGAAAUAAAUACAUUAACAUUUGAAGGUAGAUUUACUAUAAUCAAACCAUUUAGAGGUUGGGGAAUAACAGAUUUUUAGAUACUUAAAUUAACAUAAUUAGGAAAUGUAAAUGAGUGUUUAGGUUAUUGUAUGACUUGUAAAAAAUUGAAUAAGAAAUCUUGUUUAUCUUGUUAAACAGGAUAUUACCUAUUUGAUGAUAAAUGUGUCACUUAAUGUCCACUUUAAACAACUUAGAUUGGUACUAUAUGUCAAGAAAAUGGAAUGAGUAAUUAAUUCAAAUAUAUAUUCAAUUCUUUUUAUGAUAAUAACAAUUAUUAGAGUGAAAUGGCAAAAAUGGUAUUAAAUUAGCCUUCCAUUUUUUAGGAAAUAAAAUUUAGUAAAUUUAUAUAUGGAAUGAAUGAAUAUUCAAUUUUAGGUGGGUUAUCAAUUUUUGAUGGAGUUCCAAUAACUUAUACUAUUAUAUCACCCUAUUAAUUUUAUAAAGCUUACAUAAAAAUGAAUGUAAUUGCAAUAGAUUAUUAAAUUGAUGAUAAAUUUUAAAUAUCAACAAAUUAAGAAUCAAAUCCUUAUUUGGUAGGAAAAACUACUACCUAUAAUUUUUAAUUUGUUUCCGUUGGGAAUUAGGUAGGAAAUGGUAAUAAUUUGGAAUACCAUGCAGAAGUAUUUAUAGAGACACCUUUUCUUAUAACAUCAACAAAUUCUUUAUAAAUAACAUUUCAAAGAAAGGAUAGUUUAGGUGUAUACUAAUAUUAUGGUGUAUAUAAUUUUAGAAUAAUGAUAGAACCUUGUCCAUAAUUUUGUUAAAGUUGUGAUAAUACAGGAUGUUUAAUUUGGUAGAUUGAUGUAUCUUUAUCUUCUGGUUAAUGUGCUAAUGGUUAUUACUAUAAUUAAUAUUCAGAAGAUUGUUAAUCAUGUUAAGCUGGAUGUAUGAUUUGUUAGGAAUAUUCAUGUACAACAUGUUAUAGUGGAUAUAUUAAUGAAAAUGGAUAAUGUUUUUGUAGUUCAAAUUUAGAAAACUUUUUAGUUUGUUCAAAUACAUAAAAUUGUUAAAUAGGAUGUUUGAUUUGUGGAGAAAGUUAAUAAUUUACAUUGUUAUCUAUUUCAUCUCCAAAUUAUUUAUAAUAAUGUGUUAAAUGUGAUGAAUCUAAAUAUUAUUGGUUAGAUAAAGAUUAAUGUAGAUGUUUGGAAGGUUAUUAUAUGGAUAUUUCUGUUUGUUUACCUUGUUCUAAAUAUUGUAAGGCUUGUUAGAAAUCACCAAGAAUUUGUACUGAUUGUGAUACAUCAUUAAAUAGAGAAUUACACUAUUAAUAAUGUGAAUGCAAAUAAGGGUAUUAUGAGUAAGAGAACUUUUUAGAUUGCAGUUAAUGUGAAUAGACUUGUUAUACUUGUCGUUUCUUUUCAAAUUAUUGUACUAGUUGUUAUCCAGAUUAAUAUAGAACAAUACUUAAUAGAAAAUGUGAAUGUUAAGAUGGAUAUUUUGAUGAAGGAAUAUCUAUUUGUACUAAAUGUAAUCCUAAAUGUUUAACUUGUUCUAGUUUAACAAAUUGUUUAUCUUGUUAUACUUCUUAAAAUCGUAAAUUAAGUAUUAGAAAUAGUACUUGUAUAUGUAUGUUAGGACAUUUUGAAGUAGAAAAUCAAUUAAGUUGUGAUAGUUGUCAUUUCUCUUGUUAAUAAUGUUUACCUUCUUCCAAAAAUGAUAUGUGUACAAGAUGUCCAUCAUCUAGAGAACCUUCUAUUAAUUAAACAGUAUUUGCAUGUAAUUGUAAAAGAGGAUAUUAUGAAUCUAAUAUGAAGGAAUGUUCAGAUUGUAGAAAUUAUUCAAAUCCACCAUCUACUCAUUAUUGUUAUAGUAAAUGUGGUGAUAAGAUAGUAUAAUGGAAUGAAGAUUGUGAUGAUGGUAAUUCAGAACCUAAAGAUGGUUGUUAUAUGUGUUUAUUACCAAAUUCUUAUUGUUUUAAUUCAUUAUGUUCUAAAUGUGAAAUGGGAAUAUGUGUUAAAUGUAUUGAUGGUUAUUUUAUAAACAAAAAUAAUUAAUGUGAAUAAUGUGAUUAAUCAUGUAAAACAUGUAUAACUAGAUAUGAUAAUUGUACUUCAUGUGUUUUAUAUGAUGCAAAUCAUUUAAAAUGUAUUAUGUGUUAAAUUGAUAAGGGUUAUUAAAUAUUAGAUAAUAAUUGUGUAUCUAUAUGUGGUGAUGGACUUAAAGUAGAUAAAGAAGAAUGUGAUGAUGGUAAUGAUAAAAGUGGUGAUGGAUGUACAUAAUGUAAAGUUGAAGAUGGAUGGAUAUGUGAAAAUACUUGUGAAAGAAUAAUCUAUCCUAUUAUACUUAUGACACAAUCUAAAUUUGAUAAUUAACAUGAUGGAAUCAGAAAUUUAGAAUUAAUUACUAAUAUUAAACUUAAAACUACUGGUAAAAUUGAUAAUCUAUGUUAAUACUCUUUUAAAGACUCUGUCUCUUUUGAUAUUUUAAUCACUGAUAAUUAAACAGAAACAAAAGAAGAUUUUAAUAUUAUCAAAACUAUUUUGAAACUUUAAAUUAAUGAUAGAAGUGAAAAUCCUAUUUUAAUAUGUAAAAUACUCAAUUCUGAUAAGUAUAUUAGUGAACAAGGUUUCACUUUUUAAUAGAUGUCAUUUGAAUUUCCAUUACUACCAUUCUAUAAAUAAUCUUAAUCUGUUAUUUCAGCAACAACAAGUUUAUUAAAUUUUAGUAAAUAUGUUUUAUAUAUACUAUUUGGAUUAGCCAUAUUUGCAUUUCUAGUUGGAGGAUUACAAAUAUUUUGGAAUUUGUUAGAUGUCUUAUAAUUAAUUUCAUAUUUGUAGUUUUUCAAUAUUUUGUAUCCAUAUAAUGUUGAUACAUAUUUCUAGCUUUUUGAUUUUGCUUAAUUUGAUUUCAUUAAAAAAGUAGUUAAUAUUGAAGAUAUUAUCAAUCAUCAUGUUAUAUCUCCUGAACCAGAUUAUAAAUUUGCAUAAUAAGGAUAUUCUUCUACAUUUUAUAUUAAUUCUAUUGCUGUUUUUACUGUCUUUUUAACAACUUUAGCAAUCUUUAUUGGUUGUAGAUUAGGAUUUGUAUUCUUGGCUAAACUAUUAUAAUAUUACUCUGAUGAAAAUGACACCUCUUUAGAAGAAGAACCUAAUGUUAUCAAAUUUAUUUUGUUCAGAAUUAGUAGAAAUAUUUCUAAAAUGUUCCUUAAUAUUAUUGGAGAAUUCACUUCAGGAUUAAUUAGAACAUUCAUGGCUGUCACCUAUGAUUACAAUCUCUCUAUUUUUUUAUAAAUUAGAUCACCAAAUUCAGAUAAUGCAUUAUUGUAAUCCAGUUUUGCUUUAAGUAUAAUAUUUUUAUUACUCUAAUUAUUCUUUUUAUUUAAAGGUUUUACUUUUAUGAGCAAUUAACCAUUUUUCUAUUAAUAAUUCUUUAUUAAAUAGAAAUAUGGAUCCUUAUAUGAAGGAAUAGACAUUCAACCAACUAAGCCUUAUUCUAAUUAUUAUAAUCUUGUUCUCCUUUGUAAGAAGAUACUUUUCAUAUUAUUUUUGGUUAAUCUAUAUUAUGAUACAAGCUUAUAAAUAAUAACAUGUUCUAUGCUUAAUGUACUUUUUGCAGUUUAUAUCAUAUAUAAUACUCCAUUAGAAGAUAAAUUUGAAUACUAUAAAACUGUUGGAUCAGAAUUUUUUAUUUGGUUAGCAGAAAUCUUCAUUUUAGGAUUAUACUACUCUUAAUAAUAAGGUCCAGAUGAAAAUAAGGAAUUAUUAAUUGGAUGGUUUAUCAUUGGUGCUUGUACAAUGUUGAUCAUAUAUCAAUUCAUUCUUGAUAUUAAGUAGCAUUAUGAAUUCUUGAUUAAAGAGUAUAAGAUCAUUGCUAAAUUGCUCUCAAGAAUUAGAAGUUUGUUUCGAAAAGAAGAAUAUAGAGAAGAAACUUAAGACAAUUUAGUUGAUGUUAAAUAUAGUAAAUAAACUUUAAGAGGAAAGAUGUCAACUUAAGCUACUUUAGGAAUUAAACAAAGAAAAUUAGUCACCUUUAAAUUUGAAAAAUGA
Molecule: messenger RNA, 5213 nt
Organism: Paramecium pentaurelia
Lineage: Eukaryota; Ciliophora; Oligohymenophorea; Peniculida; Parameciidae
Source: the annotation of a GenBank genome assembly